Stylonychia lemnae is the source of this 1419-nucleotide messenger RNA. Lineage: Eukaryota; Ciliophora; Spirotrichea; Sporadotrichida; Oxytrichidae. The record is from the annotation of a GenBank genome assembly.
AUGAGGUCAAGCCUAUUUAAAAUUGAGGAACUCUAAGCGAUGAAAUAUGAUGGACAGAUAGUCAGAGAAUUUAUCACAAAAAUUACCAAAUUACAGGACCCUUAGCAUUCAACUCUUAACAACUUUAUAUCUGCAAUUAACAAAGCAGUUGCUAUUAAAUGCUUAGAUUUAGAUGCUUAGUAAUGGAAAGAACUCUAAGACUAUAUAAUUACAAAAGAGAAUUAAUACAAGCAAAAUCCAAAAGAUCAAUCUGCAUUAAACAUUAAGCAAAUUUGUAUACUAUCAAAUGCAAUUACCAAGGCUCCCAAUUUAUCUUUAAUCUAAAAACCAAUCAUUUUAGCACUAUUUUAGCGUUUAAUGUAAGAGGAAUUCUAUUUGAAAAAAGUUAAUUAAAUUGACUUGGAGUAAAUGACAAGUUUCCUUACCUUUGUCGAAUAGAAUUUUAAAUAAUCUAUCGAUACUGACUAGUGCUGGAUGAAGAUAGAAAAAUUCAUUAUUAAUGAACUUAAAAACGAAGCUUUUCUACCAAGAAAUGUAUCUAAUAUUUGUAUGAGAUUCAGCUAAAACAAUAAAGGGACUAAAUAAUUCUGGUAAGCAAUGAAUUCUAAGUUUGAUGCAAUUGAUCCAAGGACAUCAAUAAUGGAUUUAUGUACUGUGCUUUUAUCAUUUAGCAAAGCAAAUUGGUUAAAUGAGAAAGCCUUCAUUGAAAUUGUCCUAAAAAAGUUUGAAUAUCAAUUUAUACUUAAUCCAGAGUAUAAAGUCUCGAUUAAAGAUAUAGCCCAACUUCUCACUACUGCUAAGCACUAAGACAUCUAAAAUGGUAGAUCACUUCUCGAAACUAAAUUUUGGGAACUAAUGAUAAAGCUUUUAAAGGAUUCAUUCUAAAAUGAUAAAGAUUAAAUGAAUAAGCAGACAUACAUGCUAAUCCUAAGUAGUAUUUGGAAAAAUAUUGAUAGAAAGGCUAAUGCAUUAUUGUACAAGCAUUUAGACUAAUAUUUAUACUAAAUUGUAGAGUAAAUGAAAUAGUUACUAGUCAAAGAUAUAUUCACAAUUUUGAAUGUAUACAAUAGCUUUGCUCCAGAUACUUUAAGUGCUGGUGUUAAAAUGAUUUUAGUUGAACUUCUAAGAGAGACAAUAAACAGUAAUUUGAAUAAUUUCCAACCUAUAGAUCUUUGUAAUGCUUUUGGCCUUUUACAAUUUAAAAAUGAGGAUUAAAAAUAUAUGACAAUUGUGAUUGACUAGAUUAUUGCAAAAUUUGAUUAAAUGAAAGAAAUCGACAUAUAAUAUAUCUUAAAUACAUACAAUAAGAUUGAGUAAUCAAGUAUUUCAAAUGCUGAACUUGAAUAAAAUUUUGAGAAGCUGGGUAAACUUUUAAGAGAUAGGAAUUGCCUUCUUAAUUUGAAAACAAGUAGCGAUUGA